CCACUUGCACGGUUGCACCCAUCUAUAUAUAGACGCACAAAAGCUAAAACGUAAUUACCCAUCUCCAUCAUAUCAUCAUUAGCAUAACCAUCUCAAUCAUCAUCGUCUCAUUUGCCUGAUCAGCCAAGAGAGAUAUAUAUCGAGCUACUGAGCUGAGCCAGGAUCAACAAUGGCCGCCGCAGCCGCAACCGACGACUACGACGCGGCGACAGCGCUCGCCGAGUUCCACGCGACCCGCGGCGGCGUCCUGGGCCUCAUCGACUCCGGCGCCAUCGCCGCCGCCGCCGCCAUUCCUCCCCUCUUCCUGGCGCCCAACAGCCGCCUCUGCUCGCCACCCAUCGCGCCGUCCACCUUCGUCAUCCCGACCGUCGAUCUCUCCCUCCCGCGCCCGUCCCUCGUGGCCGCCGUCCGCGCCGCCGCGCAAAGCUGCGGCUUCUUCUACGUCACCAACCACGGCAUCCUUGAGUCCGUCGUCUCCUCCGCCGUCUCCGCCGUCCGUGCCUUCCACGAGCUUCCCCUGGCCGUCCGAUCGAGCUUCUACUCGCCGACGCCCGUCGACGGGGUGCUCUACUACACCAUGCCGAACGACCCGCCGCGCCGCGCCGCGGACCCGGAAGCUCUCCCCGUCCUCCCAUGGCGCGACACGCUCAUCGUCUCCGUCUCCCCCGGCGCCGGCGCCGGUGGUGGGAUCGAGCGGCUCCCCUCUGAGUGCCGGGAUGCAUUGAAGGAGUACAGAGACGCGGUGUCGGAGCUGGGGAAGGAGACGCUCUCCGGGCUGCUGUCGGAGGCGAUGGGGGUCGGGGCGGGGAGAAUGGAGUCCGCGGUGGCGCCCGAGACGGCGCUCAUGGCGUGCCACUACUACCUCCCCUGCCCGGAGCCCGCGAGGGUGGUCGGGAGCUUGAACCACACCGACGCCUGGCUCUUCGCCGUGCUCGCGCAGGACGAGGUCGGCGGGCUCAUGGCCCGCGUCGCCGCCGUCGUCCCCACCGGUGCCGGCGCCGGAGACGAAGAAGACCAAGGGGAACAACAAUGGGUGGAGGUGCCGAAAGUAGCCGGGGCGCUGCUGGUGAACGUCGGCGACGUGCUGAAGGUGCUCUCGAACGACGGGUUCAGGAGCGUGCUGCACGAGGUGAGGAUCAAGUCGAGGGAGGAAGCCAGGGCGUCCGUGGCCGUCUUCUUUAAUCCAGGUGAUAGCGCCGCCGUGGUCGGCCCGCUGCCGGAGCUGGUGAAGGCGGGGGAGACGGCGAGGUACCGGAGCUUCACCGUGGCCGAGUUCAUGGCCGCCAGGAAGGAGCUCGGCCAUGGCGGCGCGUGGGUCGAGCGGUUCAGGGCUUGUGAGCAAGAAAAGCAGCCUUUGAUUUAAUCAGUGUCGAUCAGCUGAUUCUCGAUCUCAAGUUUGUUUGCUGGGUUAAUUACUUCGAUGUAAUUUGAAGUCCCGAUCGUUUAUGUUUGUAAUAAUGUCUUGAAAAUUAUACUGUACGUCGGAAUUUCAAACAUGAAUAUUUUUUUAUUUUGAGCGGAAUUUCAAAUAUGAAUAAGACUUGCUGUGA
This is a messenger RNA of Brachypodium distachyon (stiff brome), 1550 nucleotides long. RefSeq names its product 1-aminocyclopropane-1-carboxylate oxidase homolog 1. NCBI's taxonomy places the organism in Eukaryota, Viridiplantae, Streptophyta, Magnoliopsida, Poales, Poaceae. The transcript has a single exon. The record is from RefSeq and is a predicted model, not a curated record. The coding region runs from base 170 to 1363 and encodes 397 amino acids.